Molecule: messenger RNA, 1615 nt
Organism: Gamsiella multidivaricata
Lineage: Eukaryota; Fungi; Mortierellomycota; Mortierellomycetes; Mortierellales; Mortierellaceae
Exons: 3
Coding region: 179-1474 (431 amino acids)
Source: RefSeq, a predicted model, not a curated record
GUAGAGAAGCAAACACAAAAAGCGCCGCACACAAAGUUAUGUGUAUGCCCGGUUGGGAAGCUAUGUCACGUGCGAAAACGAUAUCUAGGAUUUAGUGAAAAAAGGCAAGGUCGCGAGGUCGCGCCGUUGCCUUUAUUCUUCCUGCAGCCUCUCUCUCCAUCCAUUCUGCAGAGUAAAUAUGCGACGCGUGCAUCCUCAACGGCAAAGACCUGCUGCGGCACAUCGUCAGGGCCCUGUACUUCAUUCCAAGGCCGCUCAAAGCGACCGUAAUAAAUCAUGGAUGACCAUUUCUGACAUCCACAGGAACAAUCAUGCACGAUACAGCAGAAACGAUCGCACCGGUUUCACCACCAACUCUGGAUACCCAGACAACACUACAGAUCUAGACACCCGACUCCCUUCCAAAUAUCAUAGCCUGAAUAAGCAAUCAGGGAAAAGUAGCUUCAGCGACUCGAUCGGCUUCAACGACGACGACGACGACAUGUUACCAAUGGAAUCAGGCGACGAUUUUCAGGUCUCUAUACGAAUUCCUCGUCGAACUGAGGACCAAGAAGGCUCGAGUGAAUACAGGCGCCACCGAUCCUCCGCAGGGAAAGGAGAUGCCAAUGAUACCACCCACAGUUUGGAUUCAUCAGCACUGAAACGCCAUCGUGGCGAACCUCAGACAGAUGAACGAUUUAUCUCGGAAGAAGCAUGGUUCUCCUCGCAAGAAUCCAUGGACCUCAGUCUCGGACCCGAUACAGCAUCACUAGAUAAGCACAGUCCGAUAACACGGGUCAAGAAGGCUGCGCCAUCGACACACAUUACUGUCUCGGAUACCCAACACGCCUUGAACGAGAUUGAUGAACUGUUCCAGGAGAACUUUGCACCAUUGAGUCCAAUUCUCGAACCUCAGUCAUCUGCAGAGCACGAGGAUGGCAUUAGUCAAGGGGCUUCUCCUAAGACGCCUGUCCUAAAGAGCGGGCUACACUCUGAGAUCCAGAGCGCCACCAAAGACGUUCGUGAAGCAUCAAAGUUGAGCAUCGAUGAGGGUGAUGACCUUGAUGACGACAUACAUCUGGAGGAUGCCCAUAGCCCCAAGAUGGAGCAUACGAAGUUGCCGGAGGCUCCAGCAGAUUACGAGGAUCCGAUGCCUGGUUACGAUACGGGCCAAGAUCAAAGUCAGAGUCAGGGUCAGGGUCCGAAUCAGGACAAGGACCAAAGUUCUGAAGCUGCUCCAGUGUUUGAGGUGCCUACAACGACUGAUGAGUUCAAGUCGCGACUAAAUGAGAUCCGGAUCAAGUUCCACUUAUCGUUGGAGAGCAUGAUGGAGGCAGUUCAGGGUGUCGACUCUCUGCUAGGUGUUGUCAAGGAUGCACUUAUGAAGCAGCAGAGCUGCCUUGACGAACGUGGCCAACAUGUCCGAGAGCAGGUGCUAGGCCUUCAGAGGGAGGCAACACAACUGCACACAAAGGCCGCGAGAGGGCUGGAUUAGCUGAGCACGGAUGGCACACCAAUACGAGUUCGCUCACCAGUAUCUGAUUACCAUGAACAUCUGGCUGCUUCGAUUUCAGCUGCAAUAUCGCGCAUAUUAUUUCACGCCUACAGAUGUGGUUAUGUUUUCACUCUAGCUCAC